Arabidopsis arenosa is the source of this 506-nucleotide messenger RNA. The record is from the annotation of a GenBank genome assembly. NCBI's taxonomy places the organism in Eukaryota, Viridiplantae, Streptophyta, Magnoliopsida, Brassicales, Brassicaceae.
UGGGUCAAACAAUAAAUAUUACCUUAAAAUAUCUAUAUCCAUUAGUAUAAAAGUUUAGAAUUCAUGGAAGAGUUUUCAGACGUCAAACAUGGCUAAAACACAUAUAUGUCUUUCUUUCAUCAUCUUGUUAUACAUCAUAUCAGAAGGAAGUUUCACAAGAGUCAAUGCACAGGGCCAAAAGGAAUGGUGUGUAGCUAAGCCUAGCAGUUCAACCGAAGAACUUUUUAAUAACUUAAACUAUGCGUGUUCGAUAAUCAAUUGUCAGAUUAUAUCAAAAGGAGGUGCAUGUUAUUCUCUAGAUAAUCUCUAUAAUCUAGCUUCUGUCGCCAUGAAUCUUUAUUACCAAGCUGCAGGAAGACACUAUUGGAAUUGCAAUUUUGGAGGCUCUGGUCUCAUUGCCAUAACUGAUCCUAGCUAUGGAAAUUGCAUAUAUGAAUUUCGUAAGUAAAUCAUGGAAAACUUCGCGUUUGUAUCUCUUAAUUUCAAAAUAAAACAAAAAACUCUAA